AUGAAAGUGCUGCCUUUUAGCCGUCUGAUGGCACUGAAAAGGCUCGGCAUAGUGAAGAAUUAUGAGCAGAUUCGAACGUACUCGAUCGUAAUCGUUGGUAUUGGAGGAGUUGGAAGUGUGGUUGCGGAAAUGUUGACACGAUGUGGAAUAGGCAAGGAGGUAGUCAGAUGCCAGAGAGUCGAGUCGCGCGUUGAACUACUAGGUCCAACCAGCCGAAGCGAUUUGGCACUGCCGGAAGGGUACGGGCAGACGUUCAGUCGCGAAAGUUUCCUUUUGUGCGGCAGAGGACACGUUUUGGUAGACGUCGUUUUUCGUACGCUCAACGUUGCUUCAUCGCCUUCGUCCUCAUCUGUCUUCGUUUCCUGUACGAAAUGCGUUGAUCCCGAAUACGAAGGAGCCUCAGCGGCUUUCGACUGCAUUCUGAUGAUCUUCCUGGUGAUCAACACCGCCGCCGACAUCACCGAGCUCAUUUUGUUCGAUUAUGACAAAGUUGAAAUGGCCAAUAUGAACCGGCUAUUUUUUCAGCCAUAUCAAGCCGGCCUCACAAAAGUUGAAGCAGCAAAAGUAACCCUGAAUUCGAUCAACCCUGAUGUAGAGAUAGAGGUGCAAAGCUACAACAUUACCACUUUAAAGAACUAUGAAAAGUUUACGCAUCGAAUUAAAUACGGUAGUUUGAGUAACGGGCAGGUGGAUCUAGUACUGAGUUGUGUGGACAACUACGAAGCGCGUAUGACCAUUAAUACGGCAUGCAACGAACUCAACCAGCGGUGGUUUGAGUCCGGCGUGAGUGAAAAUGCGAUAAGUGGUCAUAUUCAAUUCAUCAUUCCAGGAAGAACGGCAUGUUUUUUGGUACGCUUAACAAUCUCCUGUUUUGUAGUUGGUGCAUUUUAUACCGUAAGCGCGUAAUG
Messenger RNA from Soboliphyme baturini, 908 nucleotides. NCBI's taxonomy places the organism in Eukaryota, Metazoa, Nematoda, Enoplea, Dioctophymatida, Soboliphymatidae. The record is from the annotation of a GenBank genome assembly.